Condylura cristata (star-nosed mole) is the source of this 1336-nucleotide messenger RNA. It is a transcript of the gene JMJD6, whose product is annotated as jumonji domain containing 6. The record is from RefSeq and is a predicted model, not a curated record. Bases 1 to 1137 code for a protein of 378 amino acids. Gene Ontology annotation, molecular function: P-TEFb complex binding; histone H4R3 demethylase activity. The transcript has 6 exons. Gene Ontology annotation, biological process: phagocytosis. NCBI's taxonomy places the organism in Eukaryota, Metazoa, Chordata, Mammalia, Eulipotyphla, Talpidae. Gene Ontology annotation, cellular component: cytoplasm; nucleus.
AUGUUCGUCCGCAGGGGGCCCGGCGGCCCACGAGAAGGCCGAGAAGGGCAGAAAGAUAACGUGGAAAGGGCGGAUGCAUUACAGCUCUCCGUGGAAGAAUUUGUGGAGAGAUACGAAAGACCUUACAAGCCCGUGGUCCUACUGAAUGCCCAGGAGGGCUGGUCUGCGCAGGAGAAAUGGACUCUGGAGCGCCUGAAGAGGAAAUACCGGAACCAGAAGUUCAAGUGUGGUGAGGAUAAUGACGGCUACUCGGUGAAGAUGAAGAUGAAGUACUACAUCGAGUACAUGGAGAGCACUCGAGAUGACAGCCCCCUUUACAUCUUUGACAGCAGUUACGGUGAACACCCCAAAAGAAGGAAACUUCUGGAAGACUACAAGGUGCCCAAGUUUUUCACCGACGACCUCUUCCAGUAUGCUGGGGAGAAGCGCAGGCCCCCUUACAGGUGGUUUGUGAUGGGGCCGCCGCGCUCUGGAACCGGCAUUCACAUUGAUCCUCUGGGAACCAGCGCGUGGAAUGCCUUAGUUCAGGGCCACAAGCGCUGGUGCCUGUUCCCAACCCACACGCCCAGGGAGCUCAUCAAGGUGACGCGUGAAGAAGGAGGGAACCAGCAAGACGAAGCCAUUACGUGGUUUAACAUCAUUCACCCGCGGACACAGCUUCCAACCUGGCCGCCAGAAUUCAAGCCCCUGGAAAUCUUACAAAAGCCAGGAGAGACUGUGUUUGUGCCAGGAGGCUGGUGGCAUGUCGUCCUCAACCUUGACACCACCAUUGCCAUCACCCAAAAUUUUGCCAGCAGCACCAACUUCCCUGUGGUGUGGCACAAGACAGUAAGAGGGAGACCAAAGUUAUCGAGGAAAUGGUAUAGGAUCUUGAAGCAAGAGCACCCCGAGUUGGCGGUCCUGGCCGACUCCGUGGACCUUCAGGAGUCCACGGGGAUCGCCUCGGACAGCUCCAGCGACUCCUCCAGCUCCUCCAGCUCCAGCUCCUCCGACUCGGACUCUGAGUGCGAGUCUGGGUCCGAAGGGGACGGCACGGCGCACCGCAGGAAGAAGAGGCGCACGUGCGGCAUGGUGGGCAACGGCGACUCCACCUCACAGGACGACUGCGUGAGCAAGGAGCGCAGCUCCUCCAGGUGACCCUGCGCGCCGCGCUGUGGAAGGACGUGUCCAGAGGGCCGGGCCGGGCAGCCACCGGCUCCCCACGCUGGGCGGGCGGCUGGUCACGGGCCCCUUCCCUCGCUCUGGCUGCAGAUGAGCGGGGCUGGUGUCCGCGUGAAAGCGGGAAUCUGAGUGGAAGGUGCCAAGGAACCCCUGACGUUAUUUAAUAAAAUGUGAG